AUGAAGCAACAGAAACAAAAUAAAAGAAGGGGGGAGAGACAUGUGGGCCCCACCACAGAGGAGUUGGGUGGGGACCACCAGUUGGUGGUAUCCGUGGGUGUGUCGGACAAGCCGUAUGGUCCUCUUCCUUUCUUAUUAGAUUUUGAAAAGUAUAAAGGAGUCAAAUUCAUUUUAUGUGAUGAUCCUUUGUCAAUUCAUAAGGAACAAAGGAAG
Sphenostylis stenocarpa is the source of this 213-nucleotide messenger RNA. The record is from the annotation of a GenBank genome assembly. Lineage: Eukaryota; Viridiplantae; Streptophyta; Magnoliopsida; Fabales; Fabaceae.